AUGAGCAGUGACUCCGAGCUGCAAGACUCAGCGUCCGAAAGCGGCCCUACAGAUACAGUGGGAUAUGGGCCUCUGAGCGCGCCGUGUGCAAUGGUCUCGAUUAAGGUCAAAGGGGGGCAUACCUUUUGCAUCCAUAGAGACGUGCUAAUCGAGCAAUCGGAUACCUUCGCUCAGGUCCUGGACGGGCCAUUCAGUGAGGGACAAACGAAUUCAAUUGAUCUCGACGACAUCUCGGUCCAGGAAUUCGGUGACUACGUCAGCGUCAUGUACCCUUUGGCCCUCCACAGGGGUCAUACGACGUUGCAGGACGUAUGGCCACUCGAUCGUGGCGGGGAUCCUCUUCAUCAUCCUUGGCCGCGGAUUUUGUUCCUUUGGCAACUGGGAGACCGCUUCCGCAACGAUAGAGUCAAGGAGAUUGCAGAGGAAGAACUUCAUGCGAAAGGCCGUGGCUAUUCAGUCCGUGAUUGGCAGCGAAUGUACGAGCGCAGGUCGGAAACAAGUUUGAAAGCGAAGAUGCUCGACCUGCAAGACGCCUUUCGACUGUGUUUAGACAAUGGUCAACCAUUCGAAUGGUCCUUCGUCACAGCCGCCAGCAAUGCUCCGCCCCAGGUUUUUGCCGCGUGCGUGGACGAUCUGCAGGACGACUUGUUCAGGUCGGAAGUGACGAAGGCUUUUGCUUUGCGAUUCGCUGAUCCGGCAUCCACGAUCAAGAAGAGGCGAAGAGAGGAAGAGAAGAAGAACGAGUGUCGGGAAAAGAAACUGAAGACAGAGAACUGA
Diaporthe citri is the source of this 777-nucleotide messenger RNA. RefSeq lists its product as uncharacterized. The transcript is spliced from 2 exons. Bases 1 to 777 code for a protein of 258 amino acids. Gene Ontology annotation, molecular function: protein binding. The record is from RefSeq and is a predicted model, not a curated record. NCBI's taxonomy places the organism in Eukaryota, Fungi, Ascomycota, Sordariomycetes, Diaporthales, Diaporthaceae.